Messenger RNA from Passer montanus (Eurasian tree sparrow), 1585 nucleotides. Its product is annotated as ryanodine receptor 1-like. Lineage: Eukaryota; Metazoa; Chordata; Aves; Passeriformes; Passeridae. Gene Ontology annotation, biological process: calcium ion transmembrane transport. Gene Ontology annotation, cellular component: smooth endoplasmic reticulum; sarcoplasmic reticulum membrane; sarcolemma. Gene Ontology annotation, molecular function: ryanodine-sensitive calcium-release channel activity. The transcript is spliced from 12 exons. The annotation marks the transcript as partial. The record is from RefSeq and is a predicted model, not a curated record.
CAAGGAUUUUUUGGGGGGUCCAGGAGGCCUCAGGGGGUUUUGGGGUGCCCUCCUUGACCCCCCUGUGCCCCCCAAGUCCUCUCAGGGUGGGGGACACCGGACGCUGCUCUAUGGCCACGCCAUCCUGCUGCGACACUCCCACAGCGGCAUGUACCUGAGCUGCCUGACCACCUCGCGCUCGGUCACCGACAAGCUGGCCUUCGACGUGGGGCUGCAGAAGGACGCGGCAGGUGAGGCGUGCUGGUGGACGAUGCACCCGGCGUCCAAGCAGCGCUCGGAGGGGGAGAAGGUUCGGGUGGGAGACGACCUGAUCCUGGUCAGCGUGUCCUCGGAGAGAUACCUGCACCUCUCCACGGCGUCCGGGGAGCUGCAGGUGGACGCGUCCUUCAUGCAGACCCUGUGGAACAUGAACCCCAUCUGCUCGGGCUCCGAGGAAGGAUUUGUCACCGGCGGCCACGUGCUGCGCCUGUUCCACGGGCACAUGGACGAGUGCCUGACGCCCACGGCCCCCGAGCAGGGCGAGGAGCGCAGCGUUGUCAACUACGAGGGGGGUGCCGUGUGCGGCCACGCGCGGUCCCUGUGGCGCCUGGAGCCCCUGCGCAUCAGCUGGAGCGGGAGCCACCUGCGUUGGGGACAGCCCUUCCGCCUGCGCCACGUCACCACGGGCCGCUACCUGGCGCUGACCGAGGCCAGCGGGCUGGCCAUGGUGGAGGCCAGCGCGGCCAACACGCGCGUGGCCACCUUCUGCUUCCGGGCCUCCAAGGUGGGACUGUCACCUGGAUGUCCCCAGCCUGUCCCCAUCCCUGUCCCCAACCUGCUCCUGGUCCCUCUCCCCAUCCCUGUCCUCAUCCCUGUCCCCACAGUGACCGUGGCCACCUUCUGCUUCCGGGCCUCCAAGGUGGGGCUGUCACCUGGAUGUCCCCAGACUGUCCCCAUCCCUGUCCCCAACCUGCUCCUGGUCCCUGUCCCCAGCCCUGUCCCCAUCCCCGUCCCCACCGUGAGCGUGGCCACCUUCUGCUUCCAGGCCUCCAAGGUGGGACUGUCACCUGGAUGCCUCCAAGAACCUCCUGGGCGUUCUGGGGGGUGCCAUGGGGAUAUCCCAGUGGGUCUGGGGGUGUCAUUAGGGUGGUCCUGGUGGUCUGACCCCCCCCCCAGGAGCCUGGACAGCCUCCAGGGCCGGCCCCGGGGGUCGCCGCCGCCCCCCCUGCCCAUCGCGGGGGUCAUCCUGAGCCUGCAGGACCUGAUCGGGUACCUGGAGCCGCCGCCCCCCGAGCUGCGGCACGAGCAGCGCCAGGGCCGCCUGCGGGCGCUGCGGGCCCGCCAGAGCCUCUUCCAGCAGGAGGGCAUGCUGACCCUGGUGCCGGUCUGGGGGUCCCAGGAAGCUGGGGGUGCCUCAGGGAGCCUGGACAGCCUCCAGGGCCGGCCCCGGGGGUCGCCGCCGCCCCCCCUGCCCAUCGCGGGGGUCAUCCUGAGCCUGCAGGACCUGAUCGGGUACCUGGAGCCGCCGCCCCCCGAGCUGCGGCACGAGCAGCGCCAGGGCCGCCUGCGGGCGCUGCGGGCCCGCCAGAGCCUCUUCCAGCAGGAG